Messenger RNA from Mucor mucedo, 1991 nucleotides. RefSeq names its product armadillo-type protein. NCBI's taxonomy places the organism in Eukaryota, Fungi, Mucoromycota, Mucoromycetes, Mucorales, Mucoraceae. Gene Ontology annotation, molecular function: mRNA 3'-UTR binding. Bases 68 to 1792 code for a protein of 574 amino acids. Gene Ontology annotation, cellular component: cytoplasm. The transcript has 4 exons. Gene Ontology annotation, biological process: nuclear-transcribed mRNA catabolic process, deadenylation-dependent decay. The record is from RefSeq and is a predicted model, not a curated record.
GCAACAACAAGACGAUCACGUUCUGUCAAAGAAGAAUAUUCAACAACAACAACGUUACUACCAAUGGAUGAAUAGUCAGGGACAAAAUGCCCCACCACAUCAAAGUUUAAAUGCAGUCUUGAAUGAAAGCUCAAUGCCUUGGGGUGGAAACAUGUCACCAGUAGCCAGUCCAUUUGAGACUGAUAGAAGUAGAGUCCAUACUCCUCAACCGCAAACACAACAAUGGGACGAGGUGGAUAAUGGCGGUAGACCCUUCAUUAAUACAAAAUUUACAAACAACACUAAUGAAGAUAUGAUCCGAACUCCACUUGGAUGGGAUAACAGUCGUGCUGCAAGCCCAUUAAUUCACAGUAGUUUACCUUCAACACCUAUUGUCGAUAAUAAUGAUAGACUUUUAUUACAAUUGCAAUCUCGUCAAAGACAAAUUUUAUUACAGCAAGAACAAAUCUUGAUGCUGCGUGAACAAAUGAUGAGACAGCAACCCAUCAUGAUGAACAGUUCAAGUGCUAGCACAACCAGUAGCUCUACUGAAAGAUAUUAUCCUGCCCCAGUUACAAUUCCAAAUACAACCCGCCAUCAUCGUCAUGAAGUACCUUCUACACCCACCACUGAACCUAUUGUCCCCAUCAUUCGAUCACCUCUACUCGAAGAGUUUAGAAGUAACAAGAGUAAAAAGUUUGGAUUAAAAGACAUCAUAAAUCAUGUAGUUGAAUUCAGUGGUGAUCAACAUGGCUCAAGGUUCAUUCAACAAAAGUUGGAAACUGCCAACAGCGACGACAAGCAAUUUGUAUUCGAUGAAAUUUUACCUAAUUGUCUUCAAUUAAUGACAGAUGUAUUUGGAAAUUACGUCAUUCAGAAACUUUUUGAACACGGCAAUCAAUCUCAAAAGACCGUAUUAGCAAAGCAAAUGGAAGGCCAUAUUUUAUCUCUUUCUUUGCAAAUGUAUGGAUGCCGUGUUGUUCAAAAGGCAUUGGAAUACGUCUUGACAGAUCAGCAAGCGAUAUUGAUUCAUGAAUUGGAUGGCUGUGUUUUAAAAUGCGUCAAGGAUCAAAAUGGUAACCAUGUUGUUCAAAAGGCCAUUGAACGUGUCCCUGCCCAACAUAUUCAGUUUAUUAUCGACACCUUUUAUGGACAAGUUUAUCACUUGGCAACUCACCCUUAUGGCUGUCGGGUCAUACAACGUAUGUUUGAACAUUGUCCUGAGGAGCAAACUAUUUACUUGUUGGAGGAGCUUCAUAGAAGUACGAGUCAAUUGGUUCAAGAUCAGUACGGUAAUUAUGUCAUUCAACAUAUCUUGGAACACGGUAAACCCAAGGAUAAGGCCAUGAUUAUCAGCAAAGUGAGAGGCCAUACACUUCAAUUGAGUAAGCAUAAAUUCGCAAGCAAUGUCGUCGAGAAGUGCGUUGCCUAUGGAUGUCAAAGUGAUAGACAGGCGUUGAUCGAGGAAGUUUUGAUGACCCGUCCCGAUGGUUCAUAUCCUCUGAUGUCCAUGAUGAAGGACCAAUAUGCUAAUUACGUUGUUCAAAAAAUGCUCGAUGUAGUCGAUGGUGAUCAACGUGACCUUCUGGUAGCCAAAAUAAAGCCUCACCUCCAAGGGUUGAAAAAAUAUACCUACGGAAAACAUCUUAUCAGCACAUGCCUGGAAGUUGAAAAGCAAAUGAUGUUCAGUCAUAAUAGCACUGUCUCUACAUUGGAUAUCGAGACGCUCAAUAUCACCGAUUCAUUAUUACCUAACCCUAAUACACCUAUUAAUAACUCCGCUAAUAACCACCUCAUCAGUAACGAUCAUUAACAUAGUACAUACUACAUUUUAUAUAUAUUUAUUUCUUGUAUUAUUGAAAUAAGACAAACACCCACCACUCUCAACACUAUAUAUUAUACAUUGUGUAUAUGAAACUUAUGUUAUUAACCCUUAUACAUAUAUAAAUAUUUUUUUUUUAAUCCCUUUCCCAAUACCAAAUAAAUAUAAUUUACAAACUUCUCCCCCCAUA